AUGUCUGAUCACCAAUACAAAUUUAACGUGGCUAUGAGCUGCGGCGGCUGCUCUGGGGCCGUUGAGCGGGUCCUAAAGAAGCUGGAAGGUGUCAAGUCUUACGAUGUGAACCUCGAAUCUCAAACGGCGACCAUUUCCACCGAGCCGACUGUUUCGUACGAUACCGUGCUGGCCGUUAUUAAGAAGACUGGAAAAACUGUGAACAGUGGGGAGGCAGAUGGUCAGACUAUGAGCGUUUGA
Penicillium angulare is the source of this 240-nucleotide messenger RNA. RefSeq names its product copper metallochaperone ATX1. The coding region runs from base 1 to 240 and encodes 79 amino acids. Gene Ontology annotation, molecular function: metal ion binding; copper chaperone activity. NCBI's taxonomy places the organism in Eukaryota, Fungi, Ascomycota, Eurotiomycetes, Eurotiales, Aspergillaceae. The transcript has 2 exons. The record is from RefSeq and is a predicted model, not a curated record. Gene Ontology annotation, biological process: copper ion transport. Gene Ontology annotation, cellular component: cytosol.